This is a messenger RNA of Oppiella nova, 898 nucleotides long. Lineage: Eukaryota; Metazoa; Arthropoda; Arachnida; Sarcoptiformes; Oppiidae. The record is from the annotation of a GenBank genome assembly.
AUGGAAUUCCUUCGCGAAGCCGAUCACAUACUGGUGUUGAGUGAGGGAAGGGUUGUUGAGUCGGGCGGUUAUGACGAGUUGGCUGAGAGGGGAGUGCUUUCCGACCACGAGUUCAAUGAAUCCGAUAAUAAGUCCAAAGGAAGUGGGGAUCAGAUGUCGAGACAGACCUCUCGAGUCAGCGAAAGUGAAUCGACGGCACAAUUGUCUCGACAAAUGUCUGUGAGAGAGGAAAACGAAACCAAGAAUUUGAAGGAAGAAAAGGAAAGUAAGGAAAAGGAUUCAAAACUCAUAGAAGAGGAGACCCAAGAGUUUGGAUCCAUUAAAUUCAGGCAGGUGGUGAUGAGAACGGGCGCCGCAAAGGCCUCGGAAGUGCUCCACAAAGACAUGUUGUCUUGUAUUCUGCGAACCCCUCUGUCCUUCUUCGAUGUGACCCCUUUGGGACGAAUCAUAAACCGAUUCAAUCGUGACUUUCAACAGAUUGAUGAACAGAUACCCUUUCUAUUAGACCAGACUAUUCUUUGUAUCAAUAUAUUUGUGGACUUCGAGACAAUUAAAUCGCUUAAAUUCUAUCACUCGGUCACCGAUUUAUAGUCACUUUAAUGAAUGCAUUUCCGGUGCCGUCUCCAUACGGGUCUAUAAAGUCCAACAAUUAUUUACCGAAAAGUUGCAAAACUUUGUUGAUGUGAACAAUAAUAUAGCAAAACAUGUUUACCAAACAACCAUGUGGAUUGAUAUUUGGUCAAUACUUAUCGGCACAUUAAUUACAAUCCCAAACGCACUGAUAGUGGUCUUAGAGAGAGAUCAAAUAACCCCCGGUUUGGCCGGUUUUUUGCUUAUGUAUGCCAUUGACGUGAUUAAUAGCAUUGCAAUGUCACUGCGAAUGGGCGGACAACUCGAG